Messenger RNA from Maudiozyma saulgeensis, 936 nucleotides. Lineage: Eukaryota; Fungi; Ascomycota; Saccharomycetes; Saccharomycetales; Saccharomycetaceae. The record is from the annotation of a GenBank genome assembly.
AUGGCUAAAGGUAAGAACAAAACGAGAGAAGGUGGGAACACCAGAUCCAAUAACUCGAGAGGCUCGAAUGGUCAUCAUUCAAAACAGAAUCACAAAUCUGCAGAGUUCAAACAUAACCAAACACAUACAACCAACAAGUUCCCAACGAAGCUAGCUAUGUGGGAUUUUGACCAUUGUGAUCCUAAACGUUGUAGUGGUAAGAAACUUGAACGUCUAGGACUAAUCUCAUCUCUACGUGUUGGUCAGAAGUUCCAAGGUAUUGUGGUUUCUCCUAAUGGGAAAGGUGUUGUAUGUCCAGAUGAUCUUCCUAUUGUCGAAGAGUUUGGUGCCUCAGUGGUUGAAUGUUCGUGGGCCCGUUUAGAUGAAGUGCCGUUCAAUAAGAUUGGUGGGAAACAUGAAAGAUUAUUGCCAUAUUUAGUCGCUGCAAACCAAGUGAACUAUGGUAGACCUUGGAGACUGAAUUGUGUAGAGGCUCUAGCAGCAUGUUUUGCCAUCGUCGGAAGAAUGGAUUGGGCUGCCCAAUUAUUGGAGAAUUUCUCUUGGGGGUUAUCAUUCUUAGAGAUUAAUGCUGAAUUAUUAGAAAUAUAUCAAAAGUGUACAGAUGCAGAGUCUGUGAAAAGAGCGGAAGAUGCAUGGUUGGAAAAGAUCGAACAAGAAACACUUGAUCGUAAGAAACAAUCACAAGAAACUGACUUAUGGAUGAUGGGGAACGUCAACAGAAUGAACAAACUAAAUAUGGAUGACAGCGAAGAAGAAUCAGCUGAAUCCUCAGAAGGAGAUGAAUAUAUAGAAGACACUGAAGAUGUGGCAUAUGAUGCAUUGGGAAACGUUAUGCAGAAGAAAGAGGUAAAAUAUGAUUCUCUAGGUAAUGCAAUCGAGGAUGAAGAGCAAGAAACGGAAGUGAAAUAUGAUUCCCUUGGGAAUAUAAUAGAAUAA